This is a messenger RNA of Aspergillus steynii IBT 23096, 741 nucleotides long. RefSeq lists its product as uncharacterized. NCBI's taxonomy places the organism in Eukaryota, Fungi, Ascomycota, Eurotiomycetes, Eurotiales, Aspergillaceae. The coding region runs from base 1 to 741 and encodes 246 amino acids. The transcript has 3 exons. The record is from RefSeq and is a predicted model, not a curated record.
AUGGGUGUUUCCUCACAACAAGCCUUAUCGAUUGUGGUUAUAAUUUAUUUCUUCCCCGCGAUAUUCGUCACAGCAUCGAUCUGUCGCUGCCAUGGAUUCGGAAAACAACUAGGAUGGCUAUACAUGGCCCUGCUUUGCAUUGCCCGCGUGGUUGGAUCUUCCUUGCAAAUCGCCAGCGAAAUCAGUCACGACUCCAACCUCAGAAGUGCUGUUAGUGUGGUUUCUUCUGUUGGAAUCACGGCUCUGCUCCUCGCAUUGCUGGAGAUUAUCGACCGUUAUGAAGCAAUGCUUCCAUUCAAGCACAUCGACAGGAGAGCAUGGUCAUUCAUCCACUUGACACAAUAUGCAGCUUUCAUUCUCUACGCCGUGGGGCUGGGUAUGGGAAGAGUGGACCUCACUCGAGCUGCUUCAAUCCUGGUGGCUGUUGUUCGUAAACUUGCGGGCGACAAGAGACUCCUACGAUUUGCAGUUGCCAGUAUCCCAUUCCUAACAGUACGCGUGGCCUAUGGGCUUUCAACGUCAUUUAUAGCCAGUGACACUGUGUUCAUGAAAGGAUUGACUCAUGUUCUCGCCACUGCGUUCUUGCAGUACUUGAUGGAGUUCAUUGUAACGACAAUAUUUCUCUAUGCGGGUGUCUUUUUCUUGCAUCUCAGAAAGGUUGCAACCAGUGAUCCAGGAAUUGGAUUGGUCGAUUGUAAUGACCUGGAAGGGAAUUAUUCUCAAAUGCCACCUAGUCGUUAG